Messenger RNA from Camellia sinensis, 709 nucleotides. NCBI's taxonomy places the organism in Eukaryota, Viridiplantae, Streptophyta, Magnoliopsida, Ericales, Theaceae. The record is from RefSeq and is a predicted model, not a curated record.
ACUAUAAUGCCACCCCCACAUCCAUUAUAUAUACCUAUCUCCCUCCGACCUUUUCUCUCUCUCUCUCUCUACAUAUACGUACUUAUCUACAAAUGGGUCUCCAAGAUCCCCACCCCUUCAAUUUCAUAGAGCCAAACAACAAAACCCUCCAAAUCGACAGCAGAACUUUCCUCCUCGGCUCAAUCUCCUUGUUACUACUUCUCAUCUCCACCUUCUCUUUCACCUACUUCCUCUACUACUUCAUUCGUCACCGCCAAUCCGCCGCAGCCAACCACCCUCCUCCGCCCCCUCCGCCGCCGCCGGGGCUCGACAAGGCCUCCAUCAAUUGCUUGCCGAUCAUCUCGUUCGGAUCGAGCGGCCUGAGCUCCGGCGACAGUUGGCGAGUGGGUGAGUGCUCUAUAUGCCUCGGUGCGUUCAAGGAUGGAGAGAAGGUGAAGGUAUUGCCUCUGUGUUAUCAUGGGUUUCAUUCCGAGUGUGUUGAUAAGUGGUUGCGGACUCGGUCGAGUUGUCCUCUUUGUAGAGCUGCUGUUGUCCGAGUUGACUCGUUGGCUCAGUCUGACAUUCCGUGAAGCCAUGAAAGUUUGGAACUCUGGUGUAUAUAUGUAGUGCAACGUGUAAACACAAUUUAAUUUUUGAGUAACCCAAAAUGAAAUUCUAGUAUUUUGGUGCUGCUAAUCAAAUGGAUAAUGACUAAUUUAAUGAUUGUUCU